This is a messenger RNA of Epinephelus lanceolatus (giant grouper), 4967 nucleotides long. RefSeq names its product poly [ADP-ribose] polymerase tankyrase-1-like. The record is from RefSeq and is a predicted model, not a curated record. Gene Ontology annotation, biological process: protein localization to T-tubule; protein localization to ciliary inversin compartment; regulation of cardiac muscle contraction. Gene Ontology annotation, molecular function: protein binding; NAD+ poly-ADP-ribosyltransferase activity. Lineage: Eukaryota; Metazoa; Chordata; Actinopteri; Perciformes; Serranidae. Gene Ontology annotation, cellular component: cilium; T-tubule.
AUGGCGGUGUCUCGUCGCUCUUCGCAGCAGCAACAACAGCAGAAUACAUUACAGUCUCCGCCAAGAAACAGCUCUCUGUCGGGCGCUCCUCCGGCCUCUCCGCCGAUGGCUCUGCUGACCUCGGCUGUCGGACCCCCGGAGAAUGAGAGGGAAUGCAGCGGAGGGAUCGAGAUGGCUCUGGCCUCCCCAGACCUGACCGCCCCGGUCCUAGCGAGCAGCGCAAGCUUCACCACGACAACCUCUGGCGGCGGCAGCAGCAGCGUAUCAAGCCCAGGCUCCGGAGCUGCCAGUCCCACUGACGGUAGCAGCGGCAUCGGCGGGGCGUUCAGGGAGUUGUUCGAGGCCUGUCGUAACGGAGACGUAUCUAGAGUAAAGAGACUUGUCGACUCGGUGAAUGUAAACGCGAAGGACAUGGCUGGUCGAAAAUCAACUCCCCUUCACUUCGCUGCGGGUUUUGGCAGAAAAGAUGUGGUGGAGCACCUUUUGCAGACAGGGGCCAAUGUUCACGCCAGGGAUGAUGGAGGACUAAUCCCCCUGCACAAUGCCUGCUCUUUCGGCCACGCAGAAGUUGUCAGCCUCCUCUUGUGUCAGGGUGCAGACCCCAAUGCCAGAGAUAACUGGAACUACACACCGUUACACGAGGCUGCCAUCAAGGGGAAGAUAGAUGUUUGCAUUGUGUUACUCCAACACGGAGCUGAUCCAAACAUCCGCAACACUGAUGGAAAAUCUGCUUUGGAUCUUGCCGACCCUUCAGCCAAGGCUGUUCUCACUGGUGAAUACAAGAAGGACGAACUUCUGGAAGCAGCAAGGAGUGGAAAUGAAGAAAAGCUGAUGGCAUUGCUGACUCCAUUAAAUGUUAACUGCCAUGCCAGUGAUGGCCGCAAGUCAACAUCCCAAAAAAUGCUGUCGACGCCCCUCCACCUGGCUGCCGGUUACAACCGGGUCCGCAUCGUCCAGCUCCUUCUCCAGCAUGGAGCUGAUGUGCACGCCAAGGACAAAGGUGGCUUGGUUCCCCUUCACAACGCCUGCUCCUACGGCCACUUCGAGGUCACUGAGCUUCUGCUUAAACACGGAGCCUGUGUGAACGCCAUGGACUUGUGGCAAUUCACUCCUCUCCACGAGGCAGCGUCCAAGAACCGAGUGGAGGUCUGUUCUUUACUGCUGAGCCACGGAGCCGACCCCACCCUGCUGAACUGUCACAGCAAGAGCGCUGUGGACAUGGCCCCCACUCCAGAGCUUAAAGAAAGACUCACCUAUGAGUUCAAAGGUCACUCGCUGCUGCAGGCAGCCCGGGAGGCAGACAUGGCCAAAGUGAAGAAGACGCUUGCUCUGGAGAUCAUCAGCUUCAAACAUCCUCAGACCAACGAGACAGCUCUGCACUGUGCUGUGGCUUCUCCCCAUCCCAAGAGGAAGCAGGUGACUGAGUUGUUGCUGCGUAAAGGUGCCAACAUCAACGAGAAGAACAAAGACUUCAUGACACCGUUGCACGUUGCUGCUGAGAGAGCUCACAACGAUAUCCUAGAAGUGCUGCAGAAACAUGGAGCCAAGGUUAAUGCUGUGGACACAUUAGGUCAGACGGCUCUUCACAGAGCUGCGCUGGCUGGUCACAUUCAGACCUGCAAGCUGCUGCUGAGUUACGGAGCCGACCCCUCCAUCGUGUCCCUGCAGGGUUUCACUGCUGCCCAGAUGGGUAACGAGGCCGUGCAACAGAUUCUUAAUGAAAAUGUUCCCACACGUAAUUCUGACGUAGACUACAGAUUUCUGGAGGCAGCCAAAGCAGGGGAUCUGGAUACAGUGCAACAACUUUGCACUCCCCAGAAUGUAAACUGCAGAGACCUGGAGGGCCGCCACUCUACUCCUCUCCAUUUUGCAGCUGGUUACAACCGAGUGGCUGUCGUUGAAUACCUGUUACACCAUGGAGCUGAUGUCCAUGCCAAAGACAAGGGCGGUCUGGUUCCACUCCACAAUGCAUGCUCCUACGGUCACUAUGAAGUGGCUGAGCUGCUGGUCAGACACGGAGCUUCAGUCAAUGUAGCCGACCUGUGGAAAUUCACCCCGCUUCACGAGGCUGCAGCCAAAGGCAAAUAUGAGAUCUGCAAACUGCUGCUCAAACAUGGAGCGGACCCAUCCAAGAAGAACCGUGAUGGCAACAUGCCACUGGACAUGGUGAAAGAUGGAGACACAGACAUCCAGGACCUGCUUAGGGGUGAUGCAGCCCUACUGGACGCUGCCAAGAAGGGCUGCCUGGCCCGAGUCCAAAAACUCUGCUCCCCUGAGAACAUCAACUGCAGAGACACACAGGGACGCAACUCCACACCACUCCACCUCGCAGCUGGGUACAACAACCUUGAGGUGGCAGAAUAUCUGCUGGAGCAUGGAGCUGAUGUCAAUGCCCAGGACAAAGGAGGCCUUAUCCCUCUUCAUAAUGCUGCUUCUUAUGGGCAUGUGGACAUUGCAGCUCUACUGAUCAAGUACAAUACGUGUGUGAAUGCUACAGACAAAUGGGCUUUCACACCCCUCCAUGAGGCAGCCCAAAAGGGUCGUACACAGCUUUGUGCGCUGCUGCUGGCUCAUGGAGCCGACCCCACAAUGAAGAACCAGGAGGGCCAGACUGCCCUGGACCUGGCCACGGCUGAUGAUAUCAGGGCCCUGCUGAUGGACGCCAUGCCACCAGACGCCCUGCCUAGCUGCUUUAAGCCCCAGGCCACAGUGGUCAGCGCCUCAGUCAUUUCCCCUGCCUCCACACCAUCCUGUCUGUCGGCCGCCAGCAGCAUAGACAAUUUAGCCGGACCGCUCACUGAGCUGGCUGCUGCCGCUGCCUCUGGGUCCUCGGGAGUGGCAGAUGGAGCCACAGGCACUGACCGCAAGGAAGGGGAGAUGACCAUGCUGGACAUGAAUAUAAGUCAAUUUAUGAAGAGCCUGGGCCUGGAGCACCUGAGGGACAUCUUUGAGAGGGAGCAGAUCACUCUGGAUGUGCUGGCUGACAUGGGUCACGAGGAGCUGAAGGAGAUUGGAAUUAAUGCCUAUGGCCACCGACACAAGCUUAUCAAGGGUGUUGAGAGGCUGCUGGGCGGCCAGCAGGGUGGUAACCCCUACCUGACAUUCCAUUGUGCCAGCCAGGGCACCAUCCUGAUAGACCUGGCACCAGAUGACAAGGAAUACCAGUCAGUGGAGGAAGAGUUGCAAAGCACCAUCAGAGAGCACAGAGAUGGAGGCAACGCUGGUGGUGUGUUCAGCAGAUAUAACAUCAUCAAGAUUCAGAAGGUGGUAAAUAAGAAGCUGAGAGAACGUUACACCCACAGACAGAAGGAAAUCGCAGAUGAGAAUCACAACCAUCACAAUGAGCGGAUGUUGUUUCACGGUUCCCCAUUCAUCAACGCCAUCAUUCACAAAGGCUUCGAUGAGCGCCACGCUUACAUAGGAGGGAUGUUUGGAGCAGGUAUCUACUUUGCAGAGAACUCGUCAAAGAGCAAUCAGUAUGUCUACGGCAUCGGUGGAGGCACAGGCUGCCCGACGCACAAAGACCGAUCCUGCUACCUGUGCCACAGGCAGAUGCUGUUUUGCCGAGUGACCCUAGGGAAGUCCUUCCUACAGUUCAGUGCCAUGAAGAUGGCCCACGCCCCCCCAGGACACCACUCAGUGAUUGGGCGACCCAGUGUUAACGGCCUGGCCUACGCUGAGUACGUCAUCUACAGAGGAGAGCAGGCGUACCCGGAGUACCUCAUCACCUACCAGAUCCUUAAACCAGAGAGCACAGCCCAGGCUGCUGCAGGAGCUGAACAGAAGUCGUAGUUACUUUCACAACACACACACUCACAUACACGGACUCGAUGCUCGUUAUUUUCUCCUUUGUGUUGCAAAUGCCUAAACACUUUUUAUUUACCAAACACAUUUCCAGUUUCCUGUCCAGUAGAACUUCAUGGUGACCAGUGCUUCAUGAGCAGAUAUGCUGUAUAAUCCUCCACUUCCCAUGGUGAUGACACACUUUUUUUGCAUCGGCUGCAUGUUAAUACAGAAGCAUGUAAGGCCCAAUAGCGUGCGUGGGUUAGUUCUUUCCCCCUCCCCUCCUCACCAAUCAGGAGGAUGCUUGUAGAGACUUAGAAGUAUCAGCAUUAACAGUUUGCCACUCUUUGUUGUCUCAUGCCUUGUGACUGUGCAGAAUCACCGACCCCUCACCUCUACACACACAAAUACACACACUGUCUCACUGUCAAAGCCUGAAACCUGUGGACUACUACUGCCCCACCGCAUCUGGGCUCAUCCUGUAUAGAAUGGCCUCUGGUAACUGUGAUUUUAAUGCUAACUUAGAACACUACCAAACAGGUAACAGUGUAUUGUUGCUAUGCUGUAAUGCUGACUUUCUGAACUUUCACCACAACAUCACUACAAACACUGAACUGUAAUGUUUUUAGUGGUUUUAUUCAGGGCUGGACGUGCUCGAUAGAGAAAGGGCUCUCUGUCAAAUCACAAAAGUUGAGACUAUUUUAUUGUCGUUACAAUAUCAAUCUGUAUGAGAAGACGUGCUCAGUAACAAAGCUGAAAUGCAGUGUAAGGCAUCAUAAUUACACAAUCGUAUCUAAAAGCGUGGAUGAUGUACAUUAAAAGCAUUAUAUAUGACUGUGCUUCAAGACAGUAGAGUCAGUAAACAUUGAAAUGUGCUUGUGAUGCCUUACAAGUUAACACCCAAUAGCCAGUGAACUCAACAAAGCACCCUUUCUGUCACCAUGGUCUUACUCACAGACAUCCCACGCAUAAGGAUUUGCACUUUUACAUAGAAGCCUAUUUAAGUUAUUUUGAAUUUAAAUUGCAAAUUUUCGGGAAAAAAUAUUUGUACAGGUUGUGUAAAUGGUUGUGUAUAACUGUUGCUGUUUAACAGUAUGAGUUCAACUGUAAAUGACAUGGAUUUUCCUUUCAUGCCUUCUUGAUUCUCCCAACUUUUUUUUUUAAUAAAUGUCCCAUUAACAGCU